Messenger RNA from Misgurnus anguillicaudatus (oriental weatherfish), 1533 nucleotides. RefSeq names its product solute carrier family 35 member G2a (gene slc35g2a). Gene Ontology annotation, cellular component: membrane. The record is from RefSeq and is a predicted model, not a curated record. NCBI's taxonomy places the organism in Eukaryota, Metazoa, Chordata, Actinopteri, Cypriniformes, Cobitidae.
AUGGAUGAGCCACCAACCAAGCAUUUGCUUGGCUCCAAGAAGAGAGUCAAAAUCCACCCCAACACAGUCACAGUCAAAUACGCCACUCACUUUCCCCAACCCGGAGAUGAGGGCUACGAUGAUGCCCCAUCAUUUGAAGACUUUGGCUCAUUUGUUGAAGAGACCUCCGAAAAGAAGAAUCUUACUUCCAGUAAACCUGGCAGAACGUUUUUUGGAGCACUGGACAGUCGGUCCAAGCUGCCCGGAGAUCAGAAGGAAAAAGGGGUUGGAGGUCAGUUGCAGAGCUUCGGGGAGGCCAAUGUGUUUGCCUCACGCAUGACAUGGGCAGCUCUGUUCGGGGCUGCUCUUGCUCACGGCUGUGUGGCACUCAUCACGCGUCUGGCUGCUGACCGCUCCAGGGUUCCAUCACUGGAGCUCCUCUUCAUCCGCUCCGUCAUUCAGGUCCUGUCCAUUGGUGUAGUGUUGUAUUACCACGAGCCGCCAUUUGGGCCCAAAGGCUACAGACUGCGGCUUUUCUUUUACGGUGUGUGCAACGUGAUCUCCAUCACUUGCGCUUAUACCUCCUUUGCCAUAGUGCCGCCCAGCAACGGCACCAUCAUGUGGAGGGCCACCACGACGGUCUUCAGCGCAAUGCUGGCGUUUUUACUCAUCGAUGAGCGACUGGGAAUGACAGACGUGGUGACAGUCAUCAGUAGCGUCUUUGGCCUUUGCUUGGUCAUGAUCCCUAAUAUUGUAGGCGAGCACAGGGCUCUGGGUUUCUGGAAAGAAGCUUUCGGCUACACUAUGACGGUAAUGGCAGGCCUAAUGGCUGCACUGUCUAUGAUCAUAUACCGGGCAAUCAAAGAGCGGGUGAGUAUGUGGACAGCACUGUUCACCUUUGGAUGGACAGGAUCGGUAUGGGGUGUGUCCACAAUGUUCAUCCUGCAGGAACCCAUCAUUCCCUUGGAUGGAGAGACGUGGGGAUAUCUCAUCGGCAUCUGCCUCUGCUCCACUGUGGCGUUCCUGGGUGUCUACUAUGCCCUUAACAAGUUUCACCCUGCCCUCGUGAGCACCGUGCAGCAUAUGGAGAUUGUUGUGGCUAUGCUUCUGCAGCUUAUCGUUCUCCAUAUGGUUCCCUCGGUCUAUGACAUCAUCGGGGGUCUCAUCAUCAUCAUCAGUGUUGUCGUGCUGACCGCCUUAAAGCUUUACUGGGUGGGGAAGAGCAAAAGAGAGGAGUAUGAAGAAAUCCUUGACUCGCCAAUAAAAUGAAUUUUAGAGUGAUCUUGCUAUCUUAUUUGUGAUAAAGAUUUUUGUGAAUGUUUAAGAAAAUGGUCUAUGUAAAGUUUAUGUCAUUGAUUAAGUGCCAUUUGUGACGUUAAAUAUUGUGUAAUGUUAAAUAUGAUAUUAAUUCUUUUUAUCCAUUAUAAAAUAUUUUGUGGUUUUAUUUUAAACUGUCAAACAUGUUUCAUGUGUCAUUUGCAGAUUAGCACAAUACAUUUAUUUUUUAAAUCCGAUCACAAUUCAACAUCAAAUAAAACAAUCUAUGCUGCUCAA